Podarcis muralis (Common wall lizard) is the source of this 1963-nucleotide messenger RNA. NCBI's taxonomy places the organism in Eukaryota, Metazoa, Chordata, Lepidosauria, Squamata, Lacertidae. The record is from RefSeq and is a predicted model, not a curated record.
AUCCCAGCCAAGAAAACUCCAUGGACAAAGACAGCAACUUCUUAUGGAGGUCUAUUGUGAUAGCAGAACCUCCAUGCCCAGGGACAGUCUACCUCUGAAUACCAGGCCUUGCGAAGAACUGGAGAGUUGCUGCUUGUGGGCCUCCCUUUGGGGGCCCGGUCGGCCACUGUGAGAGCAGGAUACUGGCCUGGAGGGGGCUGAUCCAGCAGGCUCUGUUCUUAUGUCAUCACUUCUAGAUUUAUGAUUUUUAAAAAGCAGGGAAAUGACUGCAGUGAAAGGUCCCAGCGGCAAGGAGCUUACAGUCCCAAGUUUGAAACUGUCCUAAGGAGAAGGGCAAGGGGGUAUGUGUGUGGCAUGGACAUCUGCGCUGCCCACUUUUCAGAAAAUAAAAUCUGUGCUUCCAGGUGGGAAUAUUGGACAGCUCUGCAGUCAAACCUCGAGUCCCGACGAUGAAUAUCCUUGCCCCCGUCAGGCGGGACCGCGUCAUUGCCGAACUGCCGCCGUGCUUCACCAAAGGGGCCGCGCUCCAUUCCAGGAGCUCCUUUCACCCCAAAGUGGUUGGGAUGUGCCAGUCCCAGAGGACGGGGACCGUGGGGUUUAAAAUUUCCAAGAUCAUCGUAGUCGGUGACCUCUCUGUGGGGAAGACCUGCUUGAUCAACCGCUUUUGCAAAGACACUUUCGACAAGAACUACAAAGCCACCAUUGGGGUGGACUUUGAGAUGGAGCGGUUUGAGGUGCUGGGAGUGCCCUUCAGCCUGCAGCUGUGGGACACGGCUGGCCAGGAACGCUUCAAAUGCAUUGCCUCCACCUACUACCGUGGAGCUCAAGCCAUCAUCAUAGUCUUUGACCUGAACGACGUGGCAUCCCUGGGCCACACCAGGCAGUGGCUGGCUGAUGCCCUGAAGGAGAAUGACCCUUCUAGCGCCAUUCUCUUCCUCGUCGGCACCAAGAAGGAUCUCAGCUCUCCGGCGCAGUACAGCCUCAUCGAGAGGGAAGCUCUCAAGGUGGCCAAGGAAAUGGAGGCUGAAUAUUGGGCUGUCUCCUCGCUCACAGGUGAGAAUGUGCGGGAAUUCUUUUUCCGGGUUGCAGCGCUGACCUUCGAGGGCAGCGUGAUGGCGGAGCUGGAGAGGAGCAGCGCAAGAAGGAUUGGCGACGUCGUGCGGAUCCACAGCGACGAGCAGGACCUUUACCUGACCGAGAAGCGUCGGAGAGCGAAAUGUUGCCAGUGACACAAGUUGGGGGAAGGAAUUUCACCAGCCUGAACAUUUGCACUGAACUUAUUUCUAUACCAAAGAAAAGUGUUGCUGUUUUUUAAUGAUUUUUUUUUUUAAAGAAAAGAACAGAUUGCCUCAUAUAUAGGACCAUCGCAAGCUGCUUUGUACUAAGUCGAGCCAUCGCUCCAUCUAGCUCAGUAUUGUCUGCACUGGCCGGCAGCAGUGGCUCUCCGGGAUUUGAAGCAGAAGACCUCCCCGGCCCCACCUGGGCUUGCUGCCGCGGACUGAGCCUGGGAUCGUUUUCCAUGCAGAAAGCAGGUGCUCUAACCACUGAGCAGUAUGUCAUUCCUGCAUUGGAAUGGGUUAGACUAGAUGACUCUUGGAGCUCCCUUCCAACUCUACAAUUGAUCCUCUUCCCUGGGUGAAGCUGGUCUGUUUUUCUGCCCCCAGAGCUCUCCCACCCCCAAAUAUUUCUGCCCUCUUGGCUUCUUGUGGGGCAGCCCCGGAAGAGAAUAAUCAGACGUUUCUACAUUCAUUUCUACAUUCCAUGGGUUCCUUCGCCACAACCGUUUCCUGUUGGUGACAUCAAUUCCUGUGCCAGGACAUGUAAGAUAGUGCCCUGGUUCUGGUGUCAUGGGACAUGUCCCACCCCAUUGGGCACAAAGACCCCCCUUGUCCCCCCCCAAAAAAAAGCACCUCUGGUCUCCCGGUACGAAACGCAUUCGGUCAUAAUAAAAGUUGAAAUGUUG